CCCUGAUGCAAUGGGAGGCGAUCUCGUCCAGGAUAAUGACCGCCAGAUUCAACUCCAAAGGAAGGAAAGUGUCAAUCAUACAAUGUUAUGCACCCACAAACAACGCAGACCUCGAGAAGAAAGAAGAAUUCUACAGGCAACUACAGGCAACAAUGGACAAUACUCCAGCUGGCGACAUGAAAAUACUAAUGGGAGACAUGAACGCCAAACUGGGACCAAACAACACAGGAAGGGAACUCAUCAUGGGUAGAGAAGCUCUCGGAGAAAUGAAUGAAAAUGGAGAACUCUUCGCCGACUUCUGCGCCUUCAACGAACUAGUGAUUGGUGGCAGUGUAUACAAGCACAAAGAUAUCCACAAGGCUACAUGGGUGUCACCAGACGGGCAAACCAAAAACCAAAUCGACUUCAUCUCAAUGCUGCUCAAGGAAGUGGAGGCGCAGCCUACUGGACACAAAAGCAAGAAGAGGAGCAGACGUUGGCUCAGACCACUAUCUCGUACAAGGGACAAUCCAAAUCAAAUUAAAAGCUUUCAGGGAAACAGGAGCUGCAGAUAGACCACAAGCCAAGUUCAACACUCAAAAGCUGAAGGACCAGGCUACAAAGGACAUCUUCAUUGCAAGCAUAAAGGACAAAGCCGAGACACAAAUCAACACCAGCGAAGAGGUCGGCGUCGAAAAGCAC
Trichobilharzia regenti is the source of this 681-nucleotide messenger RNA. The record is from the annotation of a GenBank genome assembly. NCBI's taxonomy places the organism in Eukaryota, Metazoa, Platyhelminthes, Trematoda, Strigeidida, Schistosomatidae.